Messenger RNA from Exaiptasia diaphana, 2539 nucleotides. RefSeq names its product sorting nexin-10B. Lineage: Eukaryota; Metazoa; Cnidaria; Anthozoa; Actiniaria; Aiptasiidae. Gene Ontology annotation, molecular function: phosphatidylinositol binding. The record is from RefSeq and is a predicted model, not a curated record. Bases 772 to 1485 code for a protein of 237 amino acids. Gene Ontology annotation, biological process: intracellular protein transport. The transcript is spliced from 5 exons.
UGCAUUAAAGGGGUCAGGGGGAAAUGGAAUUGUUUGUGGGCAAGGGUUUUGUCAACGAUUGUAGGUCAACGAAAGAAAGAAACUUUAACAAAAUGUUUGAAAAGUACUUUGUGUACUGCUAAACCCAAAYAGUUUCGUUUUCAUGCUUAGCCAUAAGGGAAGGUACGUUUAUUACUGUUGGGGGUCAGUGAAACUAUCGCUGUUUCAUCGUUAGUUUGAAAUAUUUGCACAAUAUUUGCACAAGCUCAAUCACCUACUGCGGAAAAGACAAUUAUCAUCCCAAAGCAAGUACAGUACGGCUUCCAAAAAAUGUACUCAUACAAGGCAAUCGAGCGAAAAAUGAAAAAAAAAAUGAAUAAAGAGUAUUGGUAUCCCAAGAUACAUUGCAAAGCGAUUCGAAAUGGCGGGCUUGUGUUCACCUGACCAACCUCGUUCCCAGGGCCAUCACGGCUGACUCCUUUUCAAGAUGGCGGUCCAACCAAGUUUGCCCAUCCAACAGCAGGGACAUUUUGCCUACAACGUGCUUGUGUUUAAGCGAAAAUAAUGUCUUAUCUGGAAAUGAAAGGGAUCUUCCACACAGGACACGAACGGCUGAACAUUUUGCGCGCAGUUCCCUGCCCGAGAUGGCCCUGGGGACGAGAUUGUCUUGAUUGUCACAUGACCAGUACAGUUUAUCGGAAUAUGCAUGUAAACAGAUAGUGGUCACGAGAUUGUCGUGAGAGUAGUGCCCUUUGAACAAGGAAAAAGUCUCCAAAUUCUCUUUAUUUUGCCAUGAAGAAGCAUAGAAAAAGUUCACACAUCUUAUCGAAGGCUGUGAAAGUUGAUGUCAGUAAUCCAAGAAUACACAACUGUGACAAGGGAAAAUACGUUGAUUAUGAAGUCAAAAUUGAGACAGAUAAUAUAGCUUUCUCCAGAAAGAAUUCUUGUGUAAGAAGAAGAUACUCUGAUUUUAUAUGGAUAAGAAACAAGCUCUCAACACAAGAGAUCAGUGGCUUUGCAAGUGAUUAUCCAGUUCCUGAGCUUCCACCAAAGAGAUUGUUUGGUCGCUUUGAACCAAAGUUUGUUCAUUCAAGGAUGUGUGGACUAAAAGAAUUCUUAGAAAAAGUAUUGAAUCAAAGGCAUUUUUUAUCAUUUGUUGGACUUCAUCUCUUCCUACAAACAGAAAUGUCAAUGCACCAAAUAGAGAAUUAUGUAAAUGGUAAUUAUGGACAAGAAUACACAGUAGAGGACUUAAUACAUUUAUCAGAAUCAAAUCAAAUAGAAAAAGCUCUGGAUACAUGUACACUCAAGUCAUGCUAUAAUGUUGUUAUUUCGGACUUUGAUACAUUUGUAAUGGUCAAUAGUAAUGGUGAACAAGAUGAUGCCAAGUCAUUCCAUAGUGCAAGCAUGGGUUCCAUAGACAGCAACUCAAGUAUUAACACCACUGGUUUAUCAACUAUAGGUGCAAAGGACUAUUCYGUCUGUAUUCAUUGUUCUGUAAAAUAGCCUAAAGAAAUGAGUGUACAUCACUUGGCAAAUCUAAAGCAUACUAGUACGUCUUGUAUUACAGUUGAUGCUUUAUAUGAAAUUUUCAAGAAUGUUAUUUUCCACAAAGUUAGCUAAUCAUUUCCAUUGUUCUCAUUAACUGAAGGGAAUUUGCCCUAACAAGUCAUGCAAAGUUAUUUCUAUUUGCAGUAUUAAAAUUAUAAUUUAAUACUUUCUAAAGAAUUAUUAAUUUAUUAAUUUCUAAAAUGACUGGAUUGCAUUYGUGAAUGAAUCUUACAUGUAUAAUAUUUUAUUCUAUUUUGUAAGAUUGUUUAGAUUAAYAUAACUAUAAGAUAUUCAUUUUGUAGUAAUAUUAUAUCUUGUAACAGUGCCAUUGAAUUGGACAAAAACUUUGAUAAUUUCAAUAGUGGACUUAGUCUCACUUGAAAAGCAUUUCUCCUUAUAAUAAUUUAGAUUGUGUUUACAGGCCCUCUAAGGAGAGAGUGUUUUUAAAACCCUUGAAGCAAACAAGUUGUAUUUUAGUAAAUUCUCCCCUAGAGAAMUGAUGUAGUUUUGUUUUCUCUGCAAAACCAACCAACCAAAUAUAAGUAGGACAUACACAUAACGGCAAAACAUUAGGAUUCACCUUGGAGAUUUGUUUUUAUUCAAACAYAAGGCUGUAAGCCUUAAUAUAAAACCCUUGUUGCAAGACAACCUUUUUGWAUAAUAGCUGUAGACAAGUAAAGAUUCAUGUAAUUUAAACAUCUAUGUUUCAAUAAGAGGAGUACUGAACUUCAAAGUUUGGGUUUUUAGGACAAAUUUCCAUUUGAAAUUUAUGUUUAUUUUUUAAGAUUUUUGAAGUAUUAUUAAAAGUGAACAUAUAAGACAUGAUGAUAUUGUAUUGAUGAGUAUAUUUUGGCAAAUAUUAUAAUUAUAUGAUAUACAUGUAACAUCCCUAGGAUUAGGKUUUUUAGUCAGAAUUAAAUUAUUCAUAUCUGUACAUAUUGUUUAUAUGUACAGUAUUUUGUCUGUGUGUAGAGUUGAAUAAAUGACAAAAAUGUUGUCAAAGUCUUGA